This is a messenger RNA of Macrosteles quadrilineatus (aster leafhopper), 1596 nucleotides long. Its product is annotated as proton-coupled amino acid transporter-like protein CG1139. The transcript has 10 exons. Bases 133 to 1572 code for a protein of 479 amino acids. Lineage: Eukaryota; Metazoa; Arthropoda; Insecta; Hemiptera; Cicadellidae. The record is from RefSeq and is a predicted model, not a curated record. Gene Ontology annotation, molecular function: amino acid transmembrane transporter activity. Gene Ontology annotation, cellular component: vacuolar membrane. Gene Ontology annotation, biological process: amino acid transmembrane transport.
CCUAAAUUUAUGUGUUAGGAGUGUGAUAUUUUUUGUUUAAUCAGUGAAGAACAAUAAAAAAAUUAAUAAUGUUCUAAUUGUAAAUCCAAUUUGUGACUAAAAUAUUUUAUCUUCAAGUUUCUCAACAGCAUAAUGGGAGAAGCAGCACCAGGUGGUAUUGAAGCCAAUCCUUCUACAUUAACAGCCAACCGAUCAUUCAUCAAACAGAGAAAGGGAUUCAUCAGUCCAACCAGCAGUUUUGUAGAUUUUGGGACCCUCGAAAAUGAGUACUACACAGAAGAGGGGAGGGAAACUGCUGACUUUUAUAACCCUCACCAAAACCGGGAGUUGAAAAGACCAACUACAGACUUUGAAGCAGCCACUCAUCUACUGAAGGGUAGUGUUGGGGCCGGUCUGCUGGCGAUGCCCAAGGCUUUCUCACACGUGGGAGUGGUGUUUGGUUUCAUCAUCACAGUCAUUAUCACUUUCCUCUGCGUCUACGCUAUGGACGUACUGCUAUCCAUGCAGUACAUUCAGUGUCAGAGAUUACGCACUCCGUUCAUCCCACUGCCUGCGUCUAUGAGGAUCGGCUUCAAGAACGGUCCUCGGCGUCUGAGAUGCUUUGCUUCCAUUGCUCCAUUAUUGGUGGACAUUUUCUUAAUAUCCUGCCAACUUGGGUUUUGUACAGCAUACAUUAUUUUUAUUGCAUCAUCAAUAAAACAAGUUGUUGAACCAAGAUUCGUGGAAGAUUUGAACUUGAAACUGUACAUCUUGAUGAUAUUCAUCCCGGUUUGUCUGACGAACUACAUUCGAGAUCUGAAGAAGCUGAUGCCUCUGUCUCUACUGGCCAACAUUCUCAUCUUGUUCUCCCUCGGGUGUUGCCUUUAUUACAUCUUCUGCGUGGGACGAUGGAAUACGGACACAGUCAAGAUGGUAGUCCCUGUACAAACCUGGCCACUGUUUGUGGGAACUGUGUUGUUCGCCCUAGAAGCUGUGGGAGUGAUUAUAGCACUUGAACACAACAUGAAGAAUCCUGAACAUUUUCUCGGCUGCCGAGGUAUAUUCCCGUGGUGUAUGUUGGUUGUGUCUUUUUUGUAUGUCUUUAUUGGCUUGAUCGGAUACCUCAAGUACGGAGAAGAUGUUAAGGAGACUAUCUUUGCAUCUUUACCCAAAGACGAUUGGCUAGCGUUGACAGUUUACGCUAUUUACGGAUUCUGCAUAUUUCUGACUUACCCGCUACAGUGUUUUGUGUCGUUGGAAAUCUUGUGGGGCAACUACAUCCGCCAUGUUGUUGACGACCCUUUGAAAGAGUUCAUUGUUGAGUACAUACUUCGGACAGUGACUGUCUUGAUCACUUUUAUAGCAGCUUUGACGAUUCCACAGAUUGACAUUGUCAUUUCCCUGAUUGGCGCGUUGUGCAUCUCCUGCCUCGGGAUGAUAUUUCCCUUCACGCUAGAACUCGUCACUCGAUACCCUAAUGAUUUUGGCCGCUGGAAUUGGAUUCUAAUUAAAGACAUUAUCCUUAUCCUAUUGGGUUUUGGUAUUCUUGUCAUUGGAACCUAUACCUCUCUCUACACAUUUUUGUUUUCAUAAUAAAAAUUUUUGGAACAAUUUAAA